UCGUGCCUCAGUUCGAGAUCCGCGCCGAGCCACGCAGCACGUGUCCAAGCGACGGCCCAGCCUCCCCCAUGCGGCCGCGGUGCGCCGAGGAACGCGCAACGACACGCAGCUGAUCCUCGGCAAUGAUAUACAACGGGAACAGCCAGCAGCCGAGCCACCACCAGGCGCCGACCAUGUCAUCGACGAGCAAGACAUCGUCGAGGCAGCGUGGCCCGAGUAACGCCAGGUCGGCCGCUAAACAGAAGGACGCGGCCGCGAAGACGCAGCAGCAGGAUGGCGCGGGGAAAUGCAGGGGCAGGUGCAGGGUACAGUGGAGCGAGCAGCACGUGAAGGAGGGUCUCGUGCUGGUGCAGGAGGCGCAAUUGGCGAGGGUCGUCAAGACCGGUCCCAUCGGCGAGCACUACGAGAUCGAUCCGAAACCUUUCGCCAGUGGACAAUGGGCCAGGGUAUACAAGUGCCGCUCGCGUUCUACGGGCAUCGUCUACGCAGCCAAAUAUUCCUCGAGGAGCCGCUUCAACGCCGAUUGCAGCUCCGAGCUGCGCCACGAGAUCGCCCUCCUCUCGCUCUGCUCGCAGUCACCGCGGGUCGUCAGGCUCCACGACGUUUACGAGACGCCCAAAGAGAUCAUCAUGGUCAUGGAGUACGCGCCGGGCGGCGACCUGCAGACGCUCAUUGACGGGGAUUUGGUGCCUCUGGAAGGUGACGUGAUCCACUUUGUGCGGCAGCUAGUGGAGGGACUUGCCUACCUCCACGAAAGAAAUAUCGCCCAUUUGGACAUCAAGCCGCAGAAUCUAGUAAUGAUGGGCAGCUUCCCGGACUGCAACGUCAAGCUGUGCGACUUCGAGAUAUCGCGAGUCGUCCUCGAGGGCGCGGAAGUCCGCGAGAUCCUCGGCACUCCUGAUUACGUUGCUCCUGAAAUACUUCAUUACGAGCCGAUUACAUUAGCUGCUGAUAUGUGGUCUCUAGGUGUUACGACGUACGUUCUCCUAACUGGUUUCUCGCCUUUCGGCGGCGAGACCGACCAGGAGACUUUCAAAAACAUCAUACUGGGUCAGGUCGACUUCCCGGAAGAACUCUUCGAGGACGUGUCCGCCCAGGCUAAGGACUUUGUCGCGAAGCUCCUCGUGCUUGAACCAAGUGCACGUAUGUCGGCGAAGCAGUGCCUGCGUCACGAGUGGCUCCGGGGUGCACCGACCCAGGCUUCGGCUCACCUGCGCAAGUACCUGUCCAAGUCUCGGGAAGUCCUGCUGGAGCGCGUCGUCAGCCGCGAGAAUCUGCGUCGUGCCGCUCUCCUCAGCCAGACGGCCCAGCAACAACAGCAGCAGCAACAGCAGCAGCAGCAGCAGCAGCAACAACAACAUCAACAGCAACAGCAGCAGACGAUGGAGCCGAGUCAACGGGGAUUGAGCCAGAGCGAAAUCUGCCUGAGUCGCGGAUUGAUGGGAAGCAGGGGGAGUCUCAGUCUUCCCGGGAGUGGUAGCGAAGACUACGAGAGCUGCGUUCAGGAUACGAGCUCAUCGAGGACGAGCCUCGCCGAUUCCGUGUCGUCCUCCAAGAGCAGCCUCGCCAUGAGUCAGAGCUGUUUGCUCAACAAGGAGCAGACGCAGGGGCUACUUAAUCAGGCGCAGGAUCGUAGGUCGCUCAGGGCGAGCAUGGCUCAGGGCUUGAAUCGCGCCAGUCUGCUGUCAAAGAUCAGGGGUCUCAGCCAGGUACAGUCGAGGUCCCAGGCUUGCCUGCCAUUGUUGAACGGCUCGAGUGACGAGGAGGACCGGCAUCGAUUGGAACGCGAUCACAGACAUCACCAGGUGAUGAAGGGCAAUCCCCUCGAUUGCUGUCACUUUGACGGCUCGCGAGAGAAGCUCUACGGCCUCAAGUCCCUCUCCAAGUCCCAGGGUAUGCUCGACAUUUAUCGCAGUCUGGAGAGUCUUCAGAGGCACAAGCGCGACCUGCUGCGGCAGAAGGAGCGCUCCAAGACCGAGGACGUACUGCCCCUCUUCAGGCACCUCGUACACGGCUCGAGUAGCGCGUCUCUCGGUUCCGUCUCCUCUUCGAGAUCAGCGGCGCUCUUACGGUACUUUGAUGACUUUACCUCGCCGGAACGAACGAGCACCGAUAACGGCUAUGAUCGCAACGAUAAUGUUAACGAUGACAACGAUGACAACGAUGACGACAACGAUGACGACGAAGACGACAACGACGAGGGGGAGGAGGAGUUGGUGGAGGAUGAUGACGAGGACGAGGACGAGGACGUCGUCCACAGCGGUGAUACCGCCGACGGCCAGCUCAUUAACAAGCACAUUAUUACCGAAGGCGCGGAAACGAGGACCGGAAGGCGAAUCGCUGUUCCGUCUUAUGUAGCCGUCAGCUCCGAGGGCAACCUCGACUCUCUGCAGUCGCUCGAGUCCGACACCCUGACGGACGACUCGGAGGAGACGCGAGCGAGCCUGACGAACAAGCAGUCGUCGACGGGCUCCGAGUGCCACGGCCGCGAAUCCGACUCCGAGGCCGACGAGCCAAAGUUCACGGUCGCCCAGCUGGUCUCGGCCUUCAACAAGCACCAGGAGGUCGCCUCGCGCACCAGCCUCGAAGCGAUAAUGAGCGAAAGGCGCGUCUCCGAGGAUUCGAGCAACUUCCCAAUAGGUCCGAAGGCGCUGCGGCUCUUCAUUCCCGACAUCGACAUCAGCGAGCGUAAGCCCCUCGUCCGCAGGAAGACGAGCUACAAGCCGCGAAAGAAUUGGGAGGAACUGCGGAAACGCAACGAGAAGAACGAGGGGGUUCUGAAGAAGGAGCUGUACAAUGACUCGGGUAACGAGGAGGACGAGGAGCCCGAGGAGCUGGAUCUCCUUCACCGCGACCCCGAGUGCGACGUCCACGAGCAGCAACACGACACGCGCAUCGACGAGAAAUACAAGCAGUGCGUAGACGGCGUAAAAUCCCGCACACCUCCCCUCUCGCCAUCCUCCAUGGACAGUGGGGUGAACCUGCGGGACAUCCUGCAGAAGCCCGAGCCGUUCGAGCCGACGCCCAAGGAGAGCCCGGAGAAGCUGCGCGAGCGACGCCUCGUCGCCAGCGACCUCGCCUCCAAGAUAUCCGUAUUCGCGAGAGAGAAGCGGGGCCCCCCCCGCCUCGAGACCAAAUACCGGCUUGCCGCCAAGGAAAAGGUCUGCACGGGCUCCUACGGGCGGGCCAUGGAGAAGUUCUCCGGGAAGUCAUCCGUCGCGGAACGGCCGAGAUCGAGGAAAUCGAGUGGGCCGACCCAACAGCAGCAACAGCAGAUACUCGGCUCCUAGACCAUCGCGCACUUUGUGUCUGAUUUGUUAUUACCGAUUAUUACCGAUCAUGGCCGAUUCUCAGUCGAUAAUAAUAAAACGCACUGGACACGGAAGAGGCGUGACGUCGCGAUUACGGGAAAUGGUCCGACGAGGAUGG
Messenger RNA from Ceratosolen solmsi marchali, 3429 nucleotides. RefSeq names its product probable serine/threonine-protein kinase HSL1. Gene Ontology annotation, cellular component: nucleus. The coding region runs from base 123 to 3290 and encodes 1055 amino acids. NCBI's taxonomy places the organism in Eukaryota, Metazoa, Arthropoda, Insecta, Hymenoptera, Agaonidae. Gene Ontology annotation, molecular function: protein serine/threonine kinase activity; ATP binding. The record is from RefSeq and is a predicted model, not a curated record. Gene Ontology annotation, biological process: positive regulation of apoptotic process; protein phosphorylation; intracellular signal transduction. The transcript is spliced from 10 exons.